This is a messenger RNA of Drosophila takahashii, 5128 nucleotides long. It is a transcript of the gene Upf1, whose product is annotated as Upf1 RNA helicase. Gene Ontology annotation, biological process: nuclear-transcribed mRNA catabolic process, nonsense-mediated decay. Gene Ontology annotation, molecular function: zinc ion binding; ATP binding; RNA helicase activity. Gene Ontology annotation, cellular component: cytoplasm. The record is from RefSeq and is a predicted model, not a curated record. NCBI's taxonomy places the organism in Eukaryota, Metazoa, Arthropoda, Insecta, Diptera, Drosophilidae.
GCGGCAGGCCGGGCAAAUUUUGUUGAAACAAGCGAGAAUUGCUCACUUUUUUCGAUCCUACGUGCGUUUCCCGAACGUGGAACGCUCAAAACCAAACGAUUCACAGCACACAAGAGCCGCGCUAGCGAAAAAGCGGCUUCUGCAUUGGCUGGCCACGCGAGGAAAGCGCCAAAACGUUAGUGUCAUACCAUCUACAUACCAUAAUCAUUGCGGCCACGCUCCUCCGCCAGGUGAAUUGGGAAUCGUGUGCUCCUCGCGGGGAUUGCAGCUCAAGAUUAACAGGAUUCGGUGAGGCACAUUCGGCGCCAUGAGCGUGGACACGUACGCGCCCAGCUCGGCGCUCUCCUUUUUGGACAUGGAUGACAACGAGCUGCUGCCCGGAGCGGAUACGCAGCCCACGCAGUACGACUACCGGGAUUUCACCAUGCCCUCCACAUCGCAGAGCCAGACGCAGAACGAUCAGCUGGAGCUGCAGCCCCGUCGCACCGAUCCCUCUUCCUCGUCGGUGCAUCCCCGUUUGGCCAGCAUCACCAAUGACCUCGCUGACCUGCAGUUCGAGGAGGAGGACGACGAGGCGGGAGGUUCGUAUGUCAAGGAGCUGCCGCCGCAUGCCUGCAAAUACUGCGGCAUCCAUGAUCCCGCCACCGUGGUCAUGUGCAACAAUUGCCGCAAAUGGUUCUGCAAUGGCCGCGGCAGCACCUCCGGUUCGCACAUCAUCAAUCAUCUGGUGCGGGCCAAGCAUCGCGAGGUGACGCUCCAUGGCGAAGGCCCACUGGGCGAGACCAUACUCGAAUGCUACUCGUGUGGCGUGAGGAACGUGUUCGUCCUGGGUUUCAUACCCGCCAAGGCGGAUUCCGUGGUGGUCUUGCUCUGCCGGCAGCCCUGCGCCGCCCAGAACUCGCUGAAGGACAUGAACUGGGAUCAGGAGCAGUGGAAGCCACUGAUUGCUGAUCGCUGUUUCCUCCCCUGGCUGGUCAAGCAGCCCAGCGAGCAGGGACAGCUGAGGGCGCGACAGAUUUCCGCCGCCCAGAUCAACAAGCUGGAGGAGCUGUGGAAGGACAAUAUCGAGGCAACGUUCCAGGAUCUCGAGAAGCCUGGAAUCGAUUCGGAGCCGGCGCAAGUGCUGCUGCGCUACGAGGAUGGCUAUCAGUACGAGAAGACCUUUGGACCGCUCGUACGCCUGGAGGCGGACUACGACAAGAAGCUGAAGGAGUCGGCCACGCAGGAGAAUAUCGAAGUGCGCUGGGAUGUGGGGCUGAACAAGAAGACCAUUGCCUACUUUACGCUGGCCAAAACGGACUCGGAUAUGAAGCUAAUGCAUGGCGAUGAGCUGCGUUUGCGCUAUGUGGGCGAAAUGUACAAUCCUUGGUCGGAAAUUGGCCAUGUGAUCAAGGUGCCGGAUAAUUUUGGCGAUGAUGUGGGUCUCGAACUAAAGACCUCCUCGAAUGCUCCCGUUAAAUGCACUGGAAACUUCUCCGUGGAUUUCAUUUGGAAGUGCACCUCCUUCGAUCGCAUGACUCGUGCUCUCCGCAACUUUGCCAUGGAUCGCAACUCGGUAUCGAACUACAUCUACUCGCGGCUUUUGGGCCAUGGACGUCCCGAUGCCAACGACGAGGUGCUCUUCCGUGGACCGCAGCCUAAGUUGUAUAGCGCCCCCCAUCUGCCUGACCUUAAUCGCAGUCAGGUUUAUGCGGUGAAGCAUGCGCUGCAGCGACCUCUCUCGCUUAUCCAAGGACCUCCGGGCACUGGAAAGACCGUAACGUCUGCUACUAUUGUUUACCAGCUGGUAAAGCAGCAUGGCGGCACUGUCUUGGUUUGCGCACCCAGCAAUACAGCCGUUGAUCAGUUGACCGAGAAGAUUCACCGCACCAAUCUGAAAGUAGUGCGCGUUUGCGCCAAGAGUCGCGAGGCCAUCGACAGUCCGGUGAGCUUCCUGGCGCUGCACAAUCAAAUCCGCAACAUGGAGACCAAUUCGGAGUUGAAGAAGCUGCAGCAGCUGAAGGACGAGACCGGCGAGCUGAGCUCGGCGGAUGAGAAGCGCUAUCGGAGCUUGAAGCGCGGCACGGAGAACCAACUGCUCGAGGCAGCUGAUGUUAUUUGUUGCACUUGCGUGGGAGCCGGCGAUGGUCGCUUGUCGAGGAUUAAGUUCACCUCGAUACUGAUAGAUGAAUCCAUGCAAUCGACGGAGCCGGAAUGCAUGGUGCCCGUGGUGCUGGGCGCCAAGCAGCUGAUCCUCGUCGGCGAUCACUGUCAACUGGGACCGGUGGUCAUGUGCAAGAAGGCCGCGCGUGCUGGCCUCUCGCAGAGUCUGUUUGAACGCCUGGUUGUGCUGGGCAUCCGUCCGUUUCGUUUGGAGGUGCAGUAUCGCAUGCAUCCGGAGCUCUCACAGUUCCCGUCCAACUUCUUCUACGAGGGCUCGCUGCAGAAUGGCGUGUGUGCCGAGGAUCGCCGCCUCAAGCUCGACUUUCCAUGGCCGCAGCCCGAGCGACCCAUGUUCUUUUUGGUCACUCAGGGACAGGAGGAGAUUGCGGGCUCAGGAACCUCAUUCCUCAACCGUACGGAGGCAGCCAAUGUGGAGAAGAUCACGACGCGUUUCCUGAAAGCGGGCAUCAAGCCGGAACAGAUUGGCAUUAUCACACCCUAUGAGGGUCAGCGGGCGUACUUAGUGCAAUAUAUGCAGUACCAGGGCAGCCUGCACUCUCGCCUUUACCAGGAGAUCGAAAUAGCCAGCGUGGACGCGUUCCAGGGUCGCGAAAAGGACAUUAUCAUCAUGUCCUGCGUGCGCUCCAAUGAGCGGCAGGGCAUCGGCUUCCUCAACGAUCCAAGGCGUUUAAAUGUGGCUUUAACGCGUGCGAAAUACGGCAUCAUUAUCGUGGGCAAUCCCAAGGUGCUGGCCAAGCAGCAGCUGUGGAAUCACCUGCUCAACUUCUACAAGGAUCGCAAGGUUUUGGUCGAGGGCUCUUUAAACAACCUCAAAGAGUCGCUCAUUCACUUCCAGAAGCCCAAGAAGCUGGUGAACAGCAUGAACAUUGGUGCGCACUUCAUGUCCACCAUGAUGGCCGAUGCCAAGGAGGUAAUGGUGCCCGGGUCCAUCUACGAUCGCAGCGGUGGCUACGGCGGACAGGGUCGUCAGAUGCAUCAGAAUCAGGCGAUGAAUGGUGGGCCGUAUGGAGGAGCUCCCCUGGGAUACGGCGUUCCAAGUGCCGCCAACUCAAUGAUGGGCGGUAAUAACAACUUUGGAGGAGGAGGAACUGCCGGCGGUGGAGGAGGUAAUGGACCCAGCUGGGCAGCCGCCCACCUGCAUCACGACUCCAUUGGCUACAUAUCCAACGAGCACGGAGCAGCUGCCCUGGGCAACAUGCCCGUUCCAGUGGGCAUGUUCAUGAACAUGAGCAACCUGCCGCCGCGGUUCUACAAUCAACACCAGCAGGCGAUUAUGGCGGCCAAGCAGAAUAGGGCCAUGCAGCAGCAGCAGUCGGGUAAUUUCUCGCCGGGAUUAGCAAUCACUGGAGGAGCUGCAGGCGCCUUGGCUGGAAAUAAUAAGAAAUCCCAGAAGACAGUGGGUAAAUCGCGUGCCAUUGGAGCAGCGGAGGCAAGAGGAGCUGCAGCUGGAGGAGGAGGAGCUGGACAGGCAAACAGCACAGCGGGCACUCCGUUCAGCCAGCAGCCUGCUCCUUUGUCGCUGCAGAUGACGCAGCCCAGCGGCUUUGCUCUCUCCCAGCAGCCGGAACUUUCGCAGGACUUUGGGCAAAUCUCACAGAUGGACGGUUUGCUCUCGCAGGAUGUGGCCUUUAAUGUGUCGGGCGAACGCAGUUUGAAUCAGUUCUCGCAGCCUUAUUGAGAAUCCGGCCGGAGGUGCAGCAACUACAAACGAUAAACAGAAGAAGCAAACCCAAACGAAACAACAAACAACAAGAAACUCAACUUUGAAGUCAUCAUCAAGGAGUAGCAUCAGUAGGCGGCAGGCAGGAACCGAGCGAAGAGGACUAUCACGGGAACAACGACAGAUGCGGGAACAAAUGCGACAAUGCGACCUAGGAACAUGAGCACAUGAGCGGGAUAUUAAAUUGAGAUGGAAAUGGAAAUGAAGAUAGAGAAGGUGGUAACGAGAUGAGGAGUGUAUUUUAGAGAGAAGAGGAGAGGCACUGCUGCAGCCACUGAGGCACCGAAGCAGAUGUUCCCGAAACGCCGCGGGCCACGAAUGGCCACUGGCCAUCACGAGUGCGCUCCAAAGAGAGGAGCUCAUCCGUCAGGAGAUGGAUGGAUGGGCCACGACGAUGGACAAACUUCUCGACACGAUUCCCCUUUUGAACUUGCCAACGCAGGACUCGCAACCAGGAGAGCCUGAGCCUUAGGCGCGCAAUGAACGCAAUGAACUCCCGCAAAGGAGACACGUAUUCACCAAGUGGCUUACCUUCCAAAAACCUUCUUGUGGCCUCCAGUGCAGCAGCCAAUCUUUAGCUCCUGCUCGAAACCUUCUUUCCCACUUAACCGAAACCGAAACAGAAACUGAAACCAAAUCAAAACAGAAACACAAACGGUUCACUCACACCGAUUUCCCCACCAUAUUGCCGUAAAUGUUGUAAAUUUCGUACAUUUUUUGGACUCUUUUUUUCGAUUUCUGUAUGCAUUUGUUAAUCGCUAACAAACAAAAACACACACACCCAAAAAAAAAACAAGAAAAAACGUAUAAAAUCAGGACGAAAGAAAAUCAAAUUCAAAAGAUAUGAAUAAACAAUUUUAAAUCGCACGGGAACGCUGGCGGAUCCCCCAAAAAGCGGAUGCAAAUUUCCAGCGCAGAUUGGAAACCGGAAAAUCGCUUCGCGAUCUUCCAACCCAAAUAAAAAAAAUCGCCCAUUUACACAAUAAUUAACAUGCCCAACCGAAAAGAAAUGUGAAGGGUCAACGAUCAGAAAAAAAAGGUUAAUAUUUUAAAAUAAUAUUAAUGCAGUUACAGAUGCCUGUUAAUUGUUUUUAAAACGAUAUGAAAAUGGUAUAUUUUUUCUAUAUAUUGUGAGUUAUUUCUUCCCCACGCGACUCUUUGAUUCAAGAAAAUGAAACAUUUUUUGUUUUUGGAAAUUCUAAAUAAAGAAUUUAAGUUUUCCCUUGCGAGAAACAAAUAAGGAAA